Messenger RNA from Plasmodium vinckei vinckei, 1899 nucleotides. Its product is annotated as ATP-dependent RNA helicase DRS1, putative. Gene Ontology annotation, molecular function: RNA helicase activity; ATP binding; nucleic acid binding. The record is from RefSeq and is a predicted model, not a curated record. Bases 1 to 1899 code for a protein of 632 amino acids. The transcript has a single exon. Lineage: Eukaryota; Apicomplexa; Aconoidasida; Haemosporida; Plasmodiidae.
AUGGAAGACAAAAUUGAAAAGGAAAACAAAGAAUAUAGCAAUUUAAAUGAUGAUGAAAUGGUUGAGGGAGUGGAAAAUGAAGAGAAGGAAAAUUUAUUGAUCGAAAAAAAUACGUUAUGGAGUGAUUUACAUAUUUCUAAGCCACUUUUAAAAGUUUUAUAUGAAUUAAAAUUUGAAAAUCCAACGCAUAUACAAAAAGAUGUUAUUCCAUUAGCAUUGGAAGGGAAAAGUAUUUUAGCUAACUCAGAAACAGGGUCAGGUAAAACAUUAGCAUUUGUAUUACCAAUGUUAGAAAGAUUAUUGUAUAGUCCAAAUAUAAAAAUGAGAAGAGAAAAUAGAAAAAGUGUAAAUAUAACAAAAGCAUUAAUACUUUUACCAACUAGGGAGCUUGCUAUGCAAUGUUAUGAUGUCAUAAAUAGUUUAAUAAAAUAUUCACCAAUAACUUGUUCUCUUUUUUGUGGUGGUAUAGAUCCAAAGGAACAAGAAAAUGAAUAUAAAAAAAAGAAAGAUAUAUUUGUAUGUACACCUGGUAGGAUUUUAGAUUUAUUAUUAAAUUCUUCUAAUGAUUUUAUAGAUUAUUUAGAAAUAGUGAUUUUUGAUGAAGCAGAUAAAUUAUUAGAAUUAGGUUUUAAAGAGGAGUGUUUAAAAAUAUUAGAUGUUUGUAAAUUUAAAAAACAGAUAUUAUUUUUUUCAGCAACAUUAACAAAAGAUAUAAAAGAGCUAGCUAGUUUUUCAUUACGUAAUCCUAUAUUUAUUCAAUCUGGAAGUAAAAACAAACAAACAAAUAAGAAUCUAAAAAGUUUUAAAAUAUCUGAAAAUUUACAUCAAGAAUUUUUAAAUAUUAUUAAUGAAAAAUAUAGAAAAGCAUCUCUUUUACAUUUAUGUAAUGAGGUAUAUAAAAGUAAUUGUAUAAUUUUUUUUAAGACAAGAAAGGAAACUCAUUUAAUGUAUAUAUUAUUAAAAUUACUUAAUUUUAAAUGUGAAGAAUUACAUGGUUUAAUGACACAAAAAAAGAGAAUUGAAUCUAUAUUAAAAUUUAAAAAUCAAGAGGUUGAUUUUUUAUUAUGUACUGAGUUAGCAUCAAGAGGAAUAGAUAUAGAUCAUGUAAAAUAUAUUAUUAAUUAUAGUUUACCUGCUAAUGUAGUGAAAUAUGUACAUAGGAUAGGUAGGACAGCAAGAAUAGGAAAAAAAGGAACAGCUUGUACUUUUUAUUUACCUAAAGAAAAAGAAAAUUUGAAAAAAAUAAUAAAAGGUGUAAAAAAAAAUAAUAAUUCAAAAAUAUAUAAAAGAGUUAUAUCAGAAGAAAAUAUAUUACAUUGGGAUAGUAUAAUAAAAAAAAAUAAAAAAAAAAUGGAAGAAAUUUUGGAGAAUGAAAAUGUUGAAAAAGAAAUCGAAAAAUCAGAUAUAUCUAUUAAUAAAAUAAAAAAUUUAAUUACAUUUAAAGAUGAAAUAUAUAAUAGACCUAAAAAAACAUGGUUUAUAUCAAGUAAAGAAAAAUCAAAAUUAAGAAAAAUGAAUUUCAAAAAUGAAGUAAUGAAAUCAAAAGGAUAUUUAAAUAAAGAUGGAAAAGAAAAAAUGGAAACCAAUAAACCAAAUGAAGAUAAUAAUAAUCGUAGUAAAAAGCAUAAUAAUAAUGAUAAAACAAAAAAGAAGAAUAAAAAGAAAAGAAAAUUAGAUGAAGAAGAGGAUGAUGAGGAUGAAGAACAAAAUAUGAAAAAAAAACUAAAAAGUUAUCGUUCAAUUAUAAGAGAUUUAAAGUUAAAUAUUUUACCAAAUAAAAAAGAUAAGAAUAGUAAAUUUGAAUUGAAUAAAAAAAAUGAGAAUGAUCAUAAGGGUGAUUUUAAAAUUCAUAAAAAUUUUAAUAAAAAUAAGGGUAAGAUAAAGAAAAGACGGAAAUAA